Molecule: messenger RNA, 1146 nt
Organism: Parus major (Great Tit)
Lineage: Eukaryota; Metazoa; Chordata; Aves; Passeriformes; Paridae
Product: all-trans-retinol 13,14-reductase-like
Exons: 5
Coding region: 1-1146 (381 amino acids)
Source: RefSeq, a predicted model, not a curated record
AUGGUUCACCACUACCAGCGCGGGGCCUGGUACCCGCGGGGGGGGGCGAGCGAGGUCGCGUUCCACGCCGUGCCCGUCAUCGAGCGCGCGGGGGGGGCCGUGCUCGUGCGCGCCCCCGUCACGCGCGUGCUCGUCAGCGCCUCCGGCACCGCCCUGGGUGAGAGCCGGGACCCCCCCCCCCGCCCUCCUGGGGACGCGGUGGCAGCGCCCCGAGUGUCCCCUGAGCCCCCGCCUCGGUCCCCAGGGGUGGCGGUGCGGGCGGGGCCCGGCGAGGAGGAGCUGGAGAUCCGCGCCCCCCUCGUCAUCUCCGACGCCGGGGUCUUCAACACCUUCGGGAAGCUUCUGCCCCCCCACGUGCGCAGCCACCCCGGUGUCCGCUCCCUCCUGGCCAUGGUCCGGCCGGCCAUGGGCUCCUUCCUGGUGUUCGUGGGGCUGCGGGGCAGCGCGGCCGAGCUGGGGCUGCCCCCCACCAACUUCUGGAUCUACCCCCACAACGACCUGGAUGCCAUGAUGACCCGGUACGCCGCCCUGAGCCGCGACGACGUCCCCGAGAACCUGGCCAUGAUGUUCAUCACCUUCCCCGCAGCCAAGGACCCCACGUACGAGCAGCGGCACCCAGGCAGGUCCUGCAUGACCAUCCUGACCAUGGCGCGGUUCGAGUGGUUCGAGGAGUGGGCCGGGAGCCGCCCCCGGCACCGCGGCCCCGAAUACCAGCGCUACAAGAUGGACAUCGCCCAGCGGCUGCUGGAGCGGGCCCUGCUCCGCUUCCCGCACCUGCGGGACAAGGUGGAGUUCGUGGAGGCGGCGUCGCCGCUCACCAACCAGCACUACCUGGGGGCUGCGCGGGGGGAGAUGUACGGCACCGAGCACGACCUGCGCCGCUUCAGCCCCGCCGUGGUGGCCGCCCUGAGACCCGACACGCCCGUGAGGAACCUCUACCUGACAGGUGAGGGGCUGUGUCCCCGCGUCCCGCUGUCCCCGUCACCAGCUCCGGACGCUGUCCCCAGGGUCCCCUCCCGCCCGUGCUUGUGGCCCCCGGGGGUGGCUCUGUGUCCCCCUGGUGUGGCUCUGUGGCCCCCGGGGGUGGCUCUGUGUCCCCCUGGUGUGGCUCUGUGUCCCCCUGGAUACACAUCUAGAUGUGUAUAA